GAUUUUCGCUACUAAAUGUGUUCUUGUCCUAGAGAGAGAAACUAGAGAGAGAAUAUUAGGGUUUUUUUUUUCUCUUUUUCAACCUUUUCUGGUUCUGGGCAUGCAUUGAGUUCAUGAAAACAUGGUUCGAUUGAGCAAUAAUCUGCUUUCAAGACUUGUCCUUUUGCAUCUCUGGGUUGCUCUUUUCUGCAACAAUGGUAGAUCUGUUUGUGGUUUGAAUUACACAAGAUACAGACAAGUAGGGGACUUGAGGCUUGCAAGAAUUCAGAAGCAUUUGGAUAAUCUCAAUAAGCCAUCUGUUUUCUCCAUUCAGAGUCCAGAUGGAGAUAUCAUUGAUUGUAUUCAUAAAAGAAAGCAAGCAGCUUUAGAUCACCCUCUUCUCAAGAACCAUAAGAUCCAGAGAGUACCACCGGAAAUGCCAAAGGCGAGGUCGAUUUCGACACAAGAUGAUGAGGAAGAUGGUGGUGGCAAAUCUGCAAAUGUUAGUCAAAGUGAAGGGUACAUACGAAGAGGCGCGUGGCAAAUGUGGCAUCAAAACGGUGAACGAUGUCCCAAAGGGACAGUUCCGGUACGUCGAAGCACGGUGCACGACGUUUUACGAGCCAAUUCCUUAUACGACUUUGGCAAAAAACGUCGUGGUAAAAUAGUACCCGUUGCUCGACGUGUUGAUGCACCUGAUGUCGUCAGUGGCAAUGGCCAUGAGCAUGCGAUAGCGUACACGGGAUCAUCGAAUGAGAUAUACGGGGCAAAAGCGACAAUAAACGUGUGGGACCCAAAGAUAGAAGUGAUAAAUGAAUUCAGUCUUUCCCAGAUUUGGGUUCUUUCCGGGUCUUUCGACGGCUCCGAUCUCAAUAGCAUCGAAGCUGGCUGGCAGGUCAGUCCGGAGCUUUAUGGUGACAGUCGACCCCGAUUAUUCACUUACUGGACGAGUGAUGCAUAUCAAGCAACAGGGUGUUACAACCUGUUAUGUUCAGGGUUUGUACAGACAAAUAGCCGAAUAGCCAUAGGAGCUGCCAUUUCUCCAUUAUCUGCAUUCGCAGGAAGUCAGUUCGAUGUCACCAUAGUCAUUUGGAAGGAUCCAAAGCUCGGGAACUGGUGGAUGGGAUUCGGAGACAAUACCCUAGUGGGGUAUUGGCCGGCAGAGCUAUUUACACACUUAGCUGACAAAGCGACAAUGGUGGAAUGGGGAGGCGAGGUUGUGAAUUCUCGAGCUAAUGGUGAACACACGUCUACAGAAAUGGGGUCGGGGCAUUUUGCGGAAGAUGGAUUCGGAAAAGCAAGCUAUUUUCGUAACCUAGAGAUCGUGGACUCAGACAACAGCUUGAUCUCCGCCCACGACAUAUCGACUUUGGCCGAAAACACCAAUUGUUAUAAUAUCAAGAGCUCUAGCAAUAACCAAUGGGGCACUUACUUUUACUACGGUGGGCCCGGGAAAAAUGCACAGUGCCAUUGACAAUGACUGUGACAAUAUCUUUUCCUUUUACUUAUAUUAAUUUUCAUUUUCUAAAAAAUAUUUUUGAGAAAAAAAUAUUAAAAUUUCAUUGGUCUAAAGAGCAAGUUAUAUCCUCUUAUCAAUCAUUUGAAUAUAUUUCUAAUGAAAAUUCACAUUAAUCUACAAAUCACUAAUCGACAAGAAAAAUCUAAAAUUCAACUGAUACCAUAUUUUAAAGAAAAAAAUAUUGAAAAGACUGAUGAAAGGAUAUAACGUUACUCUUAUUUAAAAUCUGAAUGUGAAAAUGCAUCUGAUAUUUCCACUCUUGUUUGUAUUGAUUCCAGUAUUUUUGUUGGUUCUUUCUAAAAAUUGCGAAAGAAUUUGUAUGUAAUAAAUAAGAUAUGAUAGCAACAAACUU
Molecule: messenger RNA, 1850 nt
Organism: Cynara cardunculus var. scolymus (artichoke)
Lineage: Eukaryota; Viridiplantae; Streptophyta; Magnoliopsida; Asterales; Asteraceae
Exons: 7
Coding region: 122-1453 (443 amino acids)
Source: RefSeq, a predicted model, not a curated record